Laccaria bicolor S238N-H82 is the source of this 1086-nucleotide messenger RNA. RefSeq lists its product as uncharacterized. NCBI's taxonomy places the organism in Eukaryota, Fungi, Basidiomycota, Agaricomycetes, Agaricales, Hydnangiaceae. The coding region runs from base 1 to 1086 and encodes 361 amino acids. The transcript is spliced from 6 exons. The record is from RefSeq and is a predicted model, not a curated record.
AUGCUGGGAAACCUAUUGGCUGCAACUGAACCUGAUCUCUCGUCUGACCCCCUCUUUACCGCCGGCAGCAAGAGAACGACAGGGCAUGACUCAAAACCACUCGUUUCUGGAGCUCGGGCUAUUUCAAACUUUCUAUCCAACCCUUUCUUCACGUUUUUUACCGCUUUGCGUGACCUACGAACUCGUAGGCUUACUGAAAAAGAUAUCAUUGAAGAUGAUAGUUCUGAGGAGGACGAAGGCAUCAAGGGUGAACAGGGAAGCGAGGAGCUCCUUCAUCGGUUCAUGGAGGUUAUCCUGGCCUAUCACAACACGAGGCAUCGCUUUAGCGAGGAUCGGCUUUGGAGUACGCCCCACCAUCUCAGCCUCGACGUCGCCGUAAAAGCUGAAAAGAAGGGCUUCAUUAAUUGUUCAGCCGUGGAUGACGGAUAUCUUUACCUCAGUGGCUCCAGCAAGGUCACUGGGGGCAAUCGGUUUUCGAAAAUCCCUGUCGUCAGAUAUGAGGCGAAGACUUUGAAUGUAAUCGUCACUGAAAAGAAAAUAAAGCAGAUCAAGAACGAUUAUGAAGCCACAGCCCAACAAUUUGCUCAGAUGUUAUCCUGUAUUCAGCUUGACACCGAAUCAGCACCUCACAUCGUUAGCAAUGGCUUUGAGGCAUUCAGUAUCCGGAUCGCGCACACUUAUCUCAGCAUCGCUAGGGUGUAUACUCCGAAGGCUUAUUUGGAAGACAUUUUGCACAACACACGCCCAAAGGAAAAGCCUUUCAUCUACUUUCAAACAACGGAGAAGUUUGAUCUCUUGACAAGUGGUGGUCGGGAGCAUGCUGCAAAAGCAAUUUGGGCUCUCCUUCUCCAUCUCAAAAGUGGCAAUGCACUCGUUGGUCGACUUGCAUGGAAUCGCCGUCAACCUGGAGGAAGCGUUCCGGUUUGGGGCUUGAAGAAUCCUAAGGACACAUGUUUCAUAAAUGCCAUUUUCCAGUGUCUUGCUGGGACUACCGAGCUAUUCGACUCAAGGGGACGACAGAAGUCGGUUAUAGACUACAUGCUAGAGAGCCGUUCACGAGCGAUCGAGAAGACAUACCUAGGAUAG